Molecule: messenger RNA, 408 nt
Organism: Lactuca sativa (garden lettuce)
Lineage: Eukaryota; Viridiplantae; Streptophyta; Magnoliopsida; Asterales; Asteraceae
Source: RefSeq, a predicted model, not a curated record
AUGGAAAAGGAGAUACGUACCAACGUUAGGUAUGCCAAUACUUCUUCUGAAAUUUGGAAGGACCUGGGGGAGCGAUUUGAAAAGGAAGGGGCACCAAGGGCUUACGAAUUGAAACAGUUACUCAAUGUAAUGCAAAAAGGAGGUAUGUCUAUUUCCAAUUACUAUACCAAGUUAAGGUCUCUUUGGGAUGAAAUUCAGAUUGUCCUACCUACGCCACGAUGUGUGUGCGAUGGGUGCGAGUGUGCAAUUGGAAAACAGUUGAAUGAAGUGAAGGAGAAAGAGAGGACUAAUGAAUUCCUCAUCGGACUUGAUGACGAAUUUUCAGUCAUCCGAACCCAAGUCUUAGCCAUGAAACCAACACGCUCCCUUGCAACUACUUACCAACUGGUGGCGGAAGAUGAACAGUAG